Rangifer tarandus platyrhynchus (Svalbard reindeer) is the source of this 354-nucleotide messenger RNA. The record is from the annotation of a GenBank genome assembly. Lineage: Eukaryota; Metazoa; Chordata; Mammalia; Artiodactyla; Cervidae.
AUGGACAAGUUCCUACUGCUGCUCCUGCUGCUGGGGGUCUUCCCUUUCGUGCUCUUCCAAGGAGUGGUUCCAGCCACCUUAUGUAAGGUCUGCACUAUUUUUAAGAAAGGCAUAUGUUUGCAUGGGGAGGGGAACUGCACUGCUGAAGAAGGCCCCGGUUGCAGAACUUCUGAUAUGUUCUUCUUCAAUGUGAAAGAUGGCUGGCUCUACAACCACACGCAACUGGACUGUUACGAUAAAUGUAGAGCUUGGAACUUGCUGCGCGGACACUUCAAAGUUUCAAGUUUUUGCUGUAAAGGCCGAGAUUUCUGCAAUAUGUACAGAGGAAGAUCACUGCAUUGGAAGAAUCACUAA